This is a messenger RNA of Tripterygium wilfordii, 1118 nucleotides long. Its product is annotated as BURP domain-containing protein BNM2A-like. The transcript is spliced from 2 exons. Bases 91 to 768 code for a protein of 225 amino acids. The record is from RefSeq and is a predicted model, not a curated record. NCBI's taxonomy places the organism in Eukaryota, Viridiplantae, Streptophyta, Magnoliopsida, Celastrales, Celastraceae.
CACAUUCUAUGCUAUUGAUUUCCUCAUAAAAUCAAUAGAGUUUGGAAGAUUUAAUUUAUAGAAAGGGAGAUUUCGGAAGAAGCUCAAGCAAUGGCUCCUCAUAAGAUGCUUAUUCUCCUAUCAUGUAUUGUGUUCUUGAAGUGUGGAGUAUUAAGGGUUGACGGAUAUGGCGAUGGCAAUAUUCAAAAUGUGCAAGUGAAUCCAUCAACUACACUCAAGCCGACACAAAACAUGAUGUUUCUAAAUGCGGAUGAACUCUAUGUGGGGAAAGUUCACAAGAUCAAAUUUGACUUGGAUGACCCUUCUUCAUCGCCUCACCAUUUCCUCCCAAAAGAAGUCGCCGAUUCGAUCCCUUUCGCGUCGUCCGCGCUCCCAAACAUUCUCGAGCUAUUCUCAAUCCCUCAGGGUUCUGAAAAAGGAAAAGCAAUGGAAGACACACUGUUUAAGUGUGAGAACAAUUAUAAGGAGGGAGAGGUGAGGACAUGUACAACUUCCUUGGAGUCCAUGAUUGAUUUUGUGCGUAGCUUAUUCGGACCGAAAGCGGAGAUGAAAGUCCUAGCAAAUAGUCACACACCGAGGUCCACUGGUACUUCUGAUGAGUACACCAUGGUGGAAGUCGGGGAGAUUCCGAUUCAUAAGAUGAUUGGAUGUCACUGGAUGCGCUAUCCUUAUUCAGUUUAUGAGUGCCAUCACAGGUUCAAUUCCAAAACCAAGGUUUUCAGGGCAAAACUUGUUGGUAACAAGGGAGAUGAUGAAUUCGAAACUUAGGUUUCUUGCCAUAUGGAUACAGCCACCUGGGAUCCCAACCUAAAACUAUUUGAGGUGCUUAAUGUCAAGCCCGGAACUUCUCCUAUCUGCCACUUCUUCCCUGAAGGAGAUCUUAUUUGGAUCCAGCCAUCUAUCUAAGGAUAUCUAGCUAAGAUAGCACGUAAUAGAUUCACUCUCCUCUGUGUGUGUUGGAAAAAUUAAUAUUACUACCAAAUAUGUAAUGAAUAUUCUAUAUUCGAGAGUGAAUUUACAAUAAUGUGAUAUGAUGUGAUGUAAUGUACUCUAUAGUUGUACGUGUGAGACUGAAUUCAUCAAUAAAUAAACUAAUGAAUGAUGUGCAAUAGAAUGAA